AUGCCACCAUCCGGCCUGGCAUGGGAGCAGGAGGAGCUGGAGAGGCUGCGUCAGGACCGCAAGCAGCACAUGGACGAACUGCAGGAGGCCCUUGAUGCUGCCAGGAAGGUGGCGAGUGAGUCGCGAAUGGAGCGCAUGCGAGCGGAGGCAGAGACGCAGUUCACCAAGCAGCAGGCAGAGGCACUCGAGAAGACACUGGAAGAGGAGCGCAAGGUGAAAGAUGCAGCAGUGGCACGCAGCAGUGAGUUCGCAGCGUCGGUGACGGCGCACCAGAGGCAGCUGCGGGAUGCUGAGAGGCUGCUCGCUGCCGCUGAGGAAAAGGCUACCCGUGCAACUAUUGAGGCAUCAGUGUUGGAGCAAGAGAAGGCCCUCCUGGCAGCAGCAGAGGAGCGGGCGACAGCGGAAGCGGGGAGUGCGCUGGAGAGCUGUUCCGUCUUUCUUAUACGCAUUUCUGUGCCCUUUUCUCCACAGGCAUCGGUGUUGGAGCGAGAGAAGGCUCUGCUUGCGGCAGCAGAGGAGCGGGCGACAGCGGAGGCGGGGAGUGCGCUGGAGAGGAUGCAUCGCGUGCAGGCGGCUCACGACUCACUGGAGAGCACCCAGGCUGCCCGCGAGGCCACGUGGGCCGCUGAGAGGAAGCGGCUUGAAGACUCCAUUGACCGCAUGCAGCGCGAGUGGGCGGAAGCUAGUAGGGCUCUGGAAGCCGAGAGGGACCAUUCUCGCCAUUUGGUCGAAGCUAGGGACAAGGCAGCAGCAGAUGCAGAGGCAAAGCUGAGUGCAGCUUGGAAGGACGUGGAGCAGCUCAAGCAGCAGCUCAGCGCUGCUGUCACCAAGGCCAAGACUGCUGAGGCGCGGUGUGAGGAGCUGCAGGCAGGUGUGAAGCGGUUGGAAGCGGUUGCGGCGGCUGCUGUUGCUGGUGGUGCGGGCGGGGGUGUGGGAGGGAGGAGCUUGAGAUCGGCUUCGGAGGGCGAGGGCAUGGAGGAGGAGGACGUGGAAGAGCGGUUGCACAAGGCAGAGGAGGAGGUGCAGCGGCUCAAGGAGGAGCUGGAGGCGUCCCAGGGGUACCUGGCUCAGUACAAGGCAAUUGGAAAGGCCAACGAGGAAGCACUAGAGCGUAUGAUGCAGCAGCAUAGCUCGUUCAAGGAGGAGGCUGAGAAAGAGCGAGCUGCAGCAGUGGCAGCAGCGGAGGAGCUGAGGGGGAGGGUGAAAGAGGCAGAGAAGCGGGCUGCAGAUGCUGCGGCGGCGGCAACAGGGCUCACGGAGGAGCAUGAGAGGGCGUUUGCUGAUGUCAGCAAGAAGCUGGAGGCGGCUGCUGUGGAGAGAGACGCCUUCAGGGCGCGGGUGGAGGAGAUAGAGUGGCGGGUGGAGUCAGAGGCAAAGGAGGCAUCGGAGAUGCGGCAGAAGUGGAGGGAGGCGCAGACCAACUACGAGCGACAGGUCGUGCUGCAAGCAGACACCAUUCGCCAGCUGGACGGCGUGAGUCAGACGCUCAACGCCGCCCAGGCAGGGCAAAGGGAGUGGCGCAGCAAGGCAGAGAAGGCCGAAGCAGAGCUGACCUCCCUGCGGGCCGAGUGGGAGACAGUCAAGGGGGGGCUGGAGGCUGCACGGGCUGCUGCAGAGGGGAAGGCAAAGGAGGUGGAGGCUCAGAACGUGAUUCUGCUGGACCGGCUCGAGGCGCUGCGUGUGGGGACGCCGGGGAAGGCGGGUGGGGUUGCUUCGCCUGGUGUGAGGAGGAGGAGAUCGGUUGCUUCCCCGUCGCCGGGUAAGGUGUCUGGAGCAGUGGAGGGGACAGGAGAAGCUGGAGGGGGAGCGGGAGGAGCAGACGGAGGGGCGACGGCAGCAGCAGCGGAAGGGCAAGGGGAAGGGGAAGGGGGAGCGGGGGUGGGGGAGGACGGAGGGCUGGCGGAGCUGCAGGAGGUGGUUCGGUUCCUGCGGCGCUCCAAGGAAGCUUCCGAGAUGGAGCUGGCUCUGCUGAAGCAGGAGCGGCUGCGGCUGACGAAACAGGUAGAGGCAGCAGAGAGAGAGGCACAGGAGGCACAGCAGCAGCUGAGAGAAGCGCGGGCGCGGGGGGCUGCGACGGCGCAAUCUGAGGGGGAGUUUGCGGCGCUUAAAGCCCAAGUGGCGCAGGUGAAUCUGCUGAGAGAGAGCAACGCGAUGCUGAGGGAUGAGAGCCAGAGGAACUUUGCGGAUGCGGGCGAGUGGCGGGAGAAGGCGCGGCAGGCGCUGCAGCAGGUGGGGCCGCUGCAGGCGGCGGUGCAGCGGAGGGAGGCGGAGGUGGCUGCGGGGAAGAGGGAGGUGGAGAGUGCAAGGGAGGAGGCGGGGCGGUGGCAGCGGCGCGUGCAGCAGCUGCUGGAGAAGUACAAAGCGAUUGAUGUGGAGGAGUAUCAACGGCUGCAGGACCAGCUGCAGGUCAAAGAGAAGCAAGCGGAGCAGCUAGAGCAGGAGCUUUCAGAGGCGAGGGGUGCUCUGGCAGCAGCAAAGGCCGCAGCAGAGGCAGCAGAAAAGGACAAGGAGGCCGAGAAGAAACGGACGGCUGCUGAGCUGGCGGGGCUGGAGGCGCAGCUGGCAGCACUGGCAGCAGAGAAGGAGAAGGUGGAGAAGGAGCGGACGGCAGGAGGGGAGGAGCUGAAGAAGCAGCUGGAAGUGGCGAAGGAAAACGAGGCGAAGCACAAGACUGAGUUUGCCAAGCUCAGGAACACGGCCAUCAAAUUCAAGCGCAAUGGCGAGCAGCUGAGCAAGGAGAAGGAGGAGCUGCGGCAGGCCAAGGAGCAGCAGAGCAAGGAGGCAGAAGCAGCCAAAACCAAGGCAGCAGAGCUUGAAAAGCGCAUCGCCGACCUCGAAAAGAAGCUCCAGACAGCCUCUGAGACGUCUCAGAAACGAGUGGCUGACCUGGAGAAGAGGCUUCAGGAGCAGGUGGCAGCGGGUGCAGCGGCCAGGAAGGCGGAGGAGGGGAAGAGUGCUGCGGAGGCUGCUUCUGGGAAGCAGCAGGCGGCGGUGGCAGAGGGGAUCCUGAACUCCCGGAUUCAGUUGCUGCAGAGGCAGCUGGCAGCAGAGAAGGAGAGGCGCACCAAGAACCUCAAGAGCAUCGUCGACUCCUUUCAGCGCGCCAAGGAGAGUUACGAGACCAUCUCUGUGAGGGUGGUGGCAGUGGAAGACUGGAUCAAGCAGCAACGCCAGGUACCAUACGUGUGCCCCGUCUCCCCUCGACCGCCCCUCUCAGUCCCUCUCUUCUCUUCCCCUUCGUUUUCCUCCUCCUUUUUCUUCCCUCCACGCUCUCUCUCCCUUUUCUACACACACACACGCACACUCGUUUUACUUCCAACUCGCACUCCUCUCUCCGCCCAGGGCAAGGAGGAGGCGUUUGAGGAGCCGGCAGUGGUAUCAGAGCUGAGGGCAGCAUCGCAGGAGUACGAUGCUGUCUUUGGCGCCAUGCAGAAAACAGCAGAGGCUGGCGGUGUCGUUGCUCCUGCUGCUGCUGCUGCUGCUGCCACUUCUGCUGCUCCUGCUGCUGCUGCUCCUGUUGCUGCUCCUAUCGCUGCUCCCGCCACUGCUCCUGCAGCUACUGCUGCUCCUGUUGCAGCUCUUCCUGCCGCCGCGGUCUCAGUUGCGCCCUCUGCUGCUCCUGCUGCCGCUGCUCCAGUCCCUGCUGUUCCUGUUGCCGCUGGUGAGACAGGCGUGCCCGUGGCCGCCCCAGGCGAGGUUCAAGCCGCACCUGCUGCAGGUGGGAUGGAGGUUGAGGGUGGGGAGCAGGGGGGCGCAGGGGCGAGUGAAGCGGUGCAAAGCGAUGAAGUGGGGUUGGCGGGCGAGGCAGGUGGGGAAGCGGCAGGAGAAGGGGCAGAGGAGAAGCAGAAGCAGGGAGAGCAGGGCGCAGGGGCAGGUGAAUCUGCUGCUCUCGUGCCUGGGGAAGGGCAAACUGGGGAAGGCCCAAACGGAGAAGGGGCACCAGAGGAGGCGGCAGGUGGUGAUAGCACAGGGGCAGAAGGAGACGGGGAGGGGGAAGGGAUGGGCGCUGGGGAUACAGGUGGGGCAGCAGAGACAGGGGCGGGAGCAGAAGUUCCGGAGAUUCACGUGGAGGUGCCUGCUGCUCCCGCUUCUAUUGGAGCUGCAACAAUUGCCACUACCGAUGCCAUUGCUGGUACUGCCGGUGCUGCUGGUACUGCUGGUGGAACAGCGGCAGUGGAGGGAGCAACAACACAGCAGCCGGGUACAGGGGUGGGCACAGCAGGAGCAGCUACAGGAGGAACAGCCACAGCAGGAACAGGCACAGCAGAGACGGCUACAGCAGGAAUGGCUUCGCGACCCAGGAGGUCGACAGCAGGGCUGAGAGGCAGGGCGGCAGCAGUGGCGGCAGCAACGGCAGGGCGAGGGGGAGGGCGUGGGGAGGCGGGAGAGGGGGGUGGUGCAGGGGAAGGGGAGGCGGCUCAGCGCGCUGCUGCCAGGCAGGCCCGGUUUGGUGCCGCCACAUCUCCCCGCCGCGGUCGAGGUGCAAGGGGCCGGGGCACACGAGUGAUCAGCCUUGUGCAGACAGCUGGACGAGGGACGGGCAGCCCGCGCGGGCGUGGCCGAGGCAGGGGAGCUGCAGGUAAUAUGCCCACCGCCUACACCCUUUUCGAGUUUUGUGGUUUCCGCUGUUUUGGUAGGUGCACCCGUGUUCUGAAGGUGGUGUGGGGAUGUGUUUCUGUUGAAUUCAACUCACAGGAGGGUCUUCAUCCGCUGCACCAGGGGCAGAUGGUGCGGGUGGAACAGGUGCAGCCUGAGAAGAGUGGCAGCUGA
Closterium sp. NIES-65 is the source of this 4770-nucleotide messenger RNA. NCBI's taxonomy places the organism in Eukaryota, Viridiplantae, Streptophyta, Zygnematophyceae, Desmidiales, Closteriaceae. The record is from the annotation of a GenBank genome assembly.